Physella acuta is the source of this 551-nucleotide messenger RNA. RefSeq names its product protein shisa-4. The record is from RefSeq and is a predicted model, not a curated record. Lineage: Eukaryota; Metazoa; Mollusca; Gastropoda; Physidae.
AUGAUCUACGGCCCAGGCAUAGCGGCAAGCGAGUACUGUACAGAAAGGUACUACAACUAUUUGCUGUUCGGUAACACCUACGCCACGCGAUCUAUCUACUGCCCGUUCGGAUGUUGUGGGAACUAUAACGACGAGUACUGCUGCAUAAACAACGCCGGGUACAUCAUUGGCAUUGUCUUUGGUGGCAUCGUAGGGCUCAUCUUCCUCAUCACCAUCAUCUGCUGCUGUGUUAAACACUCCGCCUCGUCCACUCGGGGCAGGACGAUCCAGCCCGCACCGGUCGCUAAUGGACACACUACCCACACGACCACCUUCAUAACACCCACUGCCCCGCCCAACUACUCCUCCGUGGCCUACAGCACCAGCUACAGCCAGCCGUUGAACGGAGCGGCGCCUCUACCCCAGUACUCCUACCCACCCGCCCAGUUCGCCCCGCCCUACCCCGGGUACAACCAGAACCUCGGACCUCCCGUAUACUCCAAGCCUGGGAGCAACAUUGAUCCCCCGCCGUCAUACAGCUCCCCUGCGCCCUACGACUGAGUCUUGUCCCC